CUACUGUUCUUCGGGGCCACAACAGCAAUCCGGCAAACCCUAAUUUCACUUUAAAGCUCUCUCUUUCGCCGAUCUUCUGUAUAGCUUAAACUCCUGAUAGCCUGAAAUCUUUGGUGGUCUUUGGAAGCUUCUCCGGUAACUUCAAUCAUUUUUUUCUAUUUUUAAUUGACCUGCUCACUUUUAUAUCUAUCUGUUAAAGUAGUACUCCUCUUGAAAGUUUGAUUUUCGUUGAGGUUAUGAAUCUCUGUUUUAUAUAUGAAGAACCUAAGCAUAACCAAUUCAGAUUGCUUCCAAUUUGUUUUUCGUUGUGUUCUGAUUCAGUGUGCGAAUUUAUCAAAAGUUGGUCUAUGAGGUUUUGGUUUACCACCGUAUCCUCUAUCAAUUUUCAUUGUAUCUCAGUUUAAAUGGCCUGAUUGAAUUAUUUAGUUUAUUGAAAGUUUAAUACAGAGUAUACACUAGUGCGUUUCUUGCAAAAUAUAUCACAUUUUAAUUUUCGUCCUUGCAAAAUUAUUAUUUUUUGCUAUAAAAUCGUAUAUUUAGGUACUAAAAAUAUUAAUAAAAAAGGAGCACAAUAUAACUAUUUGCAGCCUAUCAAGGUAUUGGUUUAUCCAGUAGCCCAUUUAAAUCUACAGCCAUGAUGUGGAAAUUCUCAACCCAAAAAAUGGUUUGAGCGGGAUUUUGUCUUGGGAUAUUGUAGUUCUAUUAAGUAGAGGAUGCUGUCAUUUUUCAAAUCUGAAUGUCAUAAAGUUUUUCGGAAGACCCAAAAAGAAAAAAAUUCAAAGUUUUAAGGGAAGGAAGAAGUAUAUAUUAAAGAUUAUGUCUUAAAUUUCGCUGUUCUGACCUUUACUGUUACUUGGACUCAUCAAAUAUAAAUGGCAAUCAAGUCAUACAAAUAGAUUUUAGCGUCUGUGUUUCUGAAUGGAGUCCUCUCUUCUGUUUGCCUACAGGUUAUCACUUUGUUAUUCAGAAAUGGCAGUCACAUUCCACAACCUUAGUUCUGAUUCUGGCCUCCAGAAGCUUGAUGAGUACCUUUUGAGUCGUAGUUAUGUCACUGGGUAUCAAGCAUCCAAAGAUGACAUUGUGGUGUUUUCAUCCUUGUCCAAGCCCCCAUCUCCACAACUAGUAAAUGUUUCUCGGUGGUACAACCACAUUGACGCGCUCUUGCGAAUUUCUGGUGUAACUGGAGAAGGUUGUGGUGUUAUUAUCGAAGGUUCUGCACCUGUCACCGAGUGUGUGGCAACACCACCUGCAUCUGACCCGAAGGCUGCAUCUGCUGAGGAUGAUGAUGAUGAUGAUGUUGACUUGUUUGGAGAGGAGACUGAAGAGGAAAAGAAGGCUGCUGAAGAACGUUCUGCAGCUGUUAAGGCCUCUAUUAAAAAGAAAGAAUCUGGAAAGUCCUCCAUUCUUUUGGAUGUUAAGCCAUGGGAUGAUGAGACUGACAUGAAAAAGCUUGAAGAAGCUGUUAAAAGUGUUUCAAUGGAAGGAUUAUCUUGGGGUGCAUGCAAACUUGUUCCAGUUGGGUAUGGAAUUAAGAAACUGCAAAUCAUGCUCACAGUCGUGGAUGACCUUGUUUCUGUUGAUGAUCUUGUGGAGAAUCAUCUCACUGUUGAACCUAUCAAUGAAUAUGUUCAGAGCUGCGAUAUCGUGGCUUUCAACAAAAUAUGAUUUUUUUUUGCAUUUGGGUGCUGGGGGAAUGCGCUAUACUUAUGCUGCCUGCCAAGUACUGCUUCAAUCUUAUGUGGUUUUGUUAGACGCCGUGUUUUUUUGUUGGGACUCAUUGUGGUCUUUUGACUUCUGGUUACUGUUACAUUAUUGAUGUGGAACUUUAGCAUAAUUUAUUGGUAAUAUGCCUGCUGUUUUAUUUUCCUGAAGAUUUUAGUGUUCAAUGAGCUGCUGCUGUCCUUGUUAGUACCCAUCUUCUAUUGGAUUGAUUGUGCUUAAGUGGACUGAUUAAGCUUGUUAAAAUUUAAUCUAUCUAGUCUGGUUUUUUACUUCACUGGAA
Cuscuta epithymum is the source of this 2002-nucleotide messenger RNA. The record is from the annotation of a GenBank genome assembly. Lineage: Eukaryota; Viridiplantae; Streptophyta; Magnoliopsida; Solanales; Convolvulaceae.